Molecule: messenger RNA, 3582 nt
Organism: Didymodactylos carnosus
Lineage: Eukaryota; Metazoa; Rotifera; Eurotatoria; Philodinida; Philodinidae
Source: the annotation of a GenBank genome assembly
AUGGAUAGUUUACGACAAACUCUUGAAUCUGCGGCCAACAUUUUUCUCUCUUCAUCUCAAACUACCGUUACUCAAGAUCAACGUCGUGAUGCCGAGAAGAUAUUUCUACAAUUUCGUCGUUCUAAUUUUUCAUUCGAUUUAUAUUCUUAUCUGAUUGAACAUUCCCAAUCACACUAUGUCAUAUAUCAGACACUAACCGCUCUUCGUGAAGGUAUUGUCAAAGAAUGGCUUGUGUUAUCUGACGAAACAAAAGAACAAGUUGUACAAUAUUUACUUCAAUAUGUAUAUGGACAGUAUCAGACGUUAUCCAUUCACGUUCGAGAACAAGCUCUACAAAUUUUAGUAGUCAUUAAUAAACGACGAAAAGCAUCAAAACAACCGCAAACGGAAUACACAGUAACAAAUGCAUUGUAUAAUUUAAUUCAAUCGCCGGAUAAUGAACAAUAUCAAUUUGGCUUAAUGUUAUUGAGUACAUUUUUGAAUGAAUACAGUUGCAGUAAUGGUAAUGAAGCUGGUUUAACACUCGAUCAACGUUAUUCAGUGAAAAAAGAUUUUGAAUCAAAUGAAUUAAAAAAUAUAUUUGAACUAUUACUAAAUAAACUACAAUUAUUUCUUCAAAAUGAUGAAAAUUGUUUAAAGUUGUUAGAACUAACAUUGAAUUCAAUCGAAAAGAUUUUAUUGUGGAAUUUUUCUCUUCCUGCUACAACUACGCGUCAUCGUCACCAUUUAAUCACAUUUACACACGCUGAAACAAGUGAUUUUCGACCACCACAAACAUGGAAACAAUUGGUGUACGAUCAACGAUUAAUUGAAUUUUUUUUUCAUGUUUACAAAACUAUAAAACAGCAACAACAUCUUAGGAUUGCAAAUGUGAAGCUGUGUUAUUCAUUACGCAGUCAAAUCUUACGUUCAUUAUCUCAACUGGCAUGUUUAAAUGGUCCGCUAAUGUCCGACGAACAAUGCCGUCUUCAAUAUUUGACAACAUUUUGUGCCCAUUUUGUCGAAACAUUUCCACCAUCCACAUCUACUUUUGAUAAUUUAUCAGAAUGUUUUGAUUUAGCUUCAAUAAUUUCCAAUUUAAUCACUCUUUUUUCUGUCAAAGGUUUUUGUUCAAUGUCAAAUGAUUUAUGUCAUGAAUUUUUAAGAUUAAUGGCACAUAUUACUAUUGUUCUAUGUCGUUGUACAACAUCUCAUCAACAAGUUAAUUAUGAUCCAGCUAUAUCAAAAGAAGCAUUCGAUCGUAUUCUACAAGCAUGGGCGAGACUAUUAUCCGGAAUUGAUUUUGGACGAUUUGAAAAUUUAAGAACGUUAGCUAUAGAAAUAUUUGAUUCUUAUUUGAACAGUCAUUUACAUUCAUCAUCAAAUAAUAUAGUAAAUGAACACGAACAAGAUGAAGAUGAAAACAAUGAAGAUGAUGACAGAGAGUUAUUUAGUGAACAAUUAAUUUCAAUUGGUUUAUUUGGUCGUCAUAUUAUAGAUCAUGCUCUACCCUUAUUAACACGUCUUCUUCUUGAUCGUACUCAAAAAUUAUGUACUACUAUGGAAAUGUUAACAACAACAUCAACGACAGUUAAUGUUCGUGAUUUAGAUAAAAUUAAUGAUGAUUUACAUUGGUUACUACUGAUAUGUGGUCAUGUUUUAACUGAAGAAUAUUUGGAUUCAGAUUCAGAAUGUGCCACAAUACCUGAAGCUAUAAUGAAUUUUAGUUAUUCUCAAGUUAAAUAUUGUAAUCUAGAAAAAUGUUGUCAAAUAUCACAGUUAGUAUUAAGCAAAUCUAUCGAUUUAUCAACGGAAGCUAUGCAAGAUGUGAAUCCCGUUACACAAUGUGUUGUUACUGUAUUAAAAUUAUCUGAAAUUGAACGUUAUUUAUCACGUAUUGGUCUAUUUGAUCAUGUCAGUGUUCAAGUAGCGAUUAGUUUAACUUGGUUUAUUAAACGUUUGGCAGCAAACUAUUUAGGAUUUAAUGCAGAUAAUUAUAAACAAGUUAGUCAAGCAUUAUCACUGACACUUGGGAAAGGAAGUGAAGUGUUAGAGUUUUUAACAAAAGAGUUUUUAUCAAAAGUAGUUUCAAAUCUACACAUGUGGACAUCAGAAAUUAAUGUUAUCAAAGAAACAGCUGAUUUAUUUGUGACAUUAUCCCUCAGGAAAGAUUCAUCUAAUAUUUUAAUUCGUUCUGAUCUAUUCUGGUCAUUAUGUGAUCAAGUUGUAUCAAAUGUCAUGCCACUUCAACUCAUAUCUGAAGAAAUUAAACGUCAGCUAUUAAAAGGAAUAACAACAGCAUGUCUUAAUUCAUCGAAUGAUGAAGAUAAAGUGCGUUUUGAUCGAUCUAUAUUGACUGUAUUACAACAACGUUUAAAUUCGAUAACAACAACAAUAAAAACGCUUCUUGAACAAAUGAAUUAUGAAUUUAAAGUUAAACAAAAUCAACAUGUACAACAAACAGUAUUACCUGAUGAUUCUAAAAGUGUAUUAUUAUCUCAUUGUUGUUCAGCUUUGGAAUCAUUUUUUAGUGAAACAAUGUUAAGUCAAGUAUCAUCCCUAUUAAAUUCUUACUGUGGUCUUAUUGAAGGUGGUUCACGUUCAUCACAAUCCUCUUAUUUAUUUGAACGUUCAUUAUCAACAUUAGAAGAUGUUUGUGAAUUAUUUGAUUUUUAUCAUUCAUAUAGUGAUAUUAUACAAAUUGUUCUAGAUUUAUUUAAUGUCUAUUCGGAAAAUAUUCUUGUAUAUCUAAAUUUAACUCAUUCCAAAAUUUUCUAUUCGUUUAUGUUAAAAAUUAUUCAACUAUUUUCCAAAUGUAAUCAUGGAAAAAAAUCAUCAGAAGUUAACUCAGAUGAAGAUUAUAAUCAACACAUUUACACGUUAUUAACAUGUUUAAAUCAUUUAUUAGCAAAAGAUUUCAUUGAUUUUUCAAAUGAUAAAUCAACAGUAGUAUAUCAAGAUGGAGAGUCGUCCACAUCUAGUCAUCAUAUUCAAACAGAUAAUGUUGGAGAUGUUGUUUUGUUUGGUCUAGUGACAUGUUUUCCAUUUAUUCAAAAUGAUCAUUUAUUAAAAAUCCCAUCAAUUAGUUUACGUUAUUAUAAAUUGAUAUCAACAUUGUGUGAACAACAUUCAGAUUCAAUAUUUCGUCUUUUAAAUUUAGACUUUUUUAUACCAUUUUUACAAACAAUUAAAACAGGUAUUGAUCAAUAUGGUAAUGAAAUAUGUAAAAUGUGUUUAGAAACAGUGCAUGGUUUAGCUUUAUAUGUUGCACAACAACAUCUUCAAGAUGAAAAAUCAGCUCAAUUACAAUUGUUCUUAGAUUAUUUAAUUGAUCAAGUACUACAAACAAAUUCUCCAACAUUGGAUUUAUUUGAAACAUAUGGUUCAGCAUUAUUUGCUUUACUAUGUGCUUAUCCACAAGAAUUUUUAAGAUUAUGUAUGAAUAUUAAAGAACAGUAUCAAAAUAAUGAACAACUAACGAGUAUUUUUGAUAAAUUUGUAAAUGGUAUUCCUAUUCAACAAUAUAAUAGAAAAACAAAAACAAAUUUUCUAGAAAAAUUUGAAGUAUUUAUUACUGAUAUUAGACGAGUAACAAAAAGAUGA